Messenger RNA from Nematolebias whitei (Rio pearlfish), 4947 nucleotides. Its product is annotated as protocadherin gamma-C5. NCBI's taxonomy places the organism in Eukaryota, Metazoa, Chordata, Actinopteri, Cyprinodontiformes, Rivulidae. Gene Ontology annotation, molecular function: calcium ion binding. The coding region runs from base 293 to 3283 and encodes 996 amino acids. The transcript has 5 exons. Gene Ontology annotation, cellular component: plasma membrane. The record is from RefSeq and is a predicted model, not a curated record. Gene Ontology annotation, biological process: homophilic cell-cell adhesion.
CUCCAAUAGGAGGCCUGGCCUCUGCGCUCCCCCCGCCCGUGGGGAGAGACAGGCCGAGGAGAGACAGACAGCCCAGAGUUUCAGAGCAGCCAGGGACAACUUUGAUUUUCGCCUCGUGUUUAUUUUCUUUUUGUAAUAAUCUGUGUCAGGAUGAUUUUAUCCGAGCGCGCCAUCGCUUUGCUUCUGGAGUGGAAAUGUUUACAUGGAGUCCUGUAGCCUCGUGGAGAUGGAUACGUGACGGUUAGAGAAGAAAGUUCGGAACUUUCCCCCCCGAUCCUCUGAGCGCAGCACAAUGGACUCCGGGUGGAGGAAGCGCUCCAGAGGAGGAGGAGGAGGUGGAGGAGGGAGGCUGUGGAGGCUUUACUUCUGUCUGGCCUGCGUGUCCUCUGCCUCGGCUCAGCUCAGCUAUUCCGUCCCGGAGGAGCUCAGUCCGGGCUCGGUCGUGGGGAACGUGGCUAAGGAUCUGGGUCUUACAGCCCAGCAGAUCGUCCAGAGGAAGCUGCGCGUGCAGUCGGAAUCAGGGGUGGAGUAUUUCGAGCUGAAGGAGGUGACCGGAGAUCUGGUGAUUAAACAGAAAAUCGACAGGGAGCAGCUGUGUGAGCUGAGGUCAUCGUGCUCACUGCACCUGCAGCUGCUCGUGGAGAACCCCCUGCAGAUCCACCGGGCCGUGGUGGACGUUCUGGACGUGAAUGACAACGCUCCGAGGUUUUCCACCAGCACCAUCUCCCUGGAGGUGUCCGAGGCGGCCUCGCCGGGGACGCGGUUCCGUCUGGAGAGCGCGCACGAUCCAGACGUGGGUGCCAACUCUUUACGCACGUACCAGCUGGCAGCGAACGACUUCUUCAUCUUAAAAGUGGAAACUAAAAGCGACGGCAGCAAGUUUCCAGAGCUGGUGGUGGACAAGGCUUUGGACAGGGAGGCGCGGGCGUCGUUCCGCCUGAUGCUCACGGCUGUGGAUGGGGGGCAGCCGGAGAAAUCUGGCUCCACUCUUCUGCUCAUUAAAAUCCUGGAUGUGAACGACAACGCGCCGGUCUUUGAAGAGCCGGUGAAGAAAGUCACCCUGCUGGAAACUGUGGCACUCGGCACUUUAGUCACGAAAUUAAACGCGACGGACGCGGAUGCGGGCAGCAACGGGGACAUAUCCUUCCUGUUCGGUAAAUACACGUCGGAGCGCGUGCUCCAGCUGUUCAGCGUGGACUCUAAAAGCGGAGAGAUCCGUGUGAAGGGCUCCGUGGAUUAUGAAAAGGGCGCAUCUUAUCACAUCACCGUGCAGGCCAGAGAUGGGGGCUCCCCCGCCAUGGAGGGAUCCUGCAACGUCAUAGUGGACGUCACUGAUGAGAACGACAACGCGCCGGAGGUGACGCUGACGUCACUGACAAGCCCCAUCAAAGAAGACUCGGAUCCAGGGACUGUGAUAGCCCUCAUAAGUGCCAGGGAUCUGGACUCUGGCGUUAAUGGGCAGGUUACAUUAACUAUCCCCCCAGGGUUGCCUUUUAAACUGAACUCAGCUUUUGGCAUGCAUUAUAAUCUGAUCACUGCCAGCAGACUGGACCGUGAGACUGUCCCAGAGUACACGGUGGUCAUCAAGGCCACUGAUGCUGGCUCCCCGCCUCUUUCAUCACAAAUAUCCUUUGUGGUGAAGCUCUCAGAUGUAAAUGACAACCCUCCCAUCUUCUCCCAGCCUUCAUACUCCGUGGACAUCCCUGAAAACAACGCCCCCAGCUCCCCCAUCACUGCUGUGUCUGCCACAGACCCAGACCUAGGUGAGAAUGCUCACGUCUCCUUUUCCAUCCUUCCCAGCAUGGUCCAGGGCUCACCCAUAUCAUCCUAUGUGUAUAUUAACCCAGAGACAGGACACAUCUACAGCAUGCGCUCCCUGGAUCACGAGCAGCUUAAAAACUUCCGCAUUGAGGUGCAGGCCCAGGACGCUGGGGUGCCCCCACGGACGACGAACGUCACUGUGCAUGUGUUUGUGGUGGAUGUGAAUGACAAUGCGCCAGUGAUGGUUCACCCCUCCCACCCUAAAGACAAAAGACUGCAGCUGGCUGUGCCACCAUCUGCUGGCCCUGGUCACCUCAUAAAUAAACUGGUGGCAGUGGAUGCAGACAGUGGGCACAAUGCGUGGUUGUUCUACUCAAUCGCACCCGGACCAAAUGUUGGCAUGUUCCGCAUUGGGGCCCACACCGGGGAGCUCCGCACAGCCCGCAAGCUAGCAGAAGAGGAAGGGGGCUCAGCUUAUGAUAUAACAGUGGUCAUCCAGGAUAAUGGUGAUCCACCAAAGUCCAGCUCUGUGAACAUUACAGUAACUGUGGACGAGAAGGCUGCAGCCAAUGAAGCUCCUGUUAUCCCCCACCACAACCAGUUCUACCACCGCACCGGGAUGCCUGACAUCACUCUGUACCUCAUCAUCUCUCUCGCCUGCGUGUCAGGCGUUGCGUUUAUUACGUUUGUGGUUUUCAUGGUGCGCUGCCUGAGGCACCGGGACCCAAUGCUGGGGGACUCCGAGUGCUGCUUCUGCUGCUACGAUCGCCACAGGCCCAGCCGCUACCACCAGAGGCCCAGCAAAGACCUGCACCUGCAGCUCAACACUGAUGGACCUAUACGAUACAUGGAGGUGGUGGGAGGCCCCCAGGAUCCACACAUGCGCACCUACAGGCCCUGCUACUCCACCAUAUCCAGCCGAAGUGACUUUGUAUUUAUGAAAACACCCAUGCUGAGCCACAACAACACACUCAACACGACGCUCAGCAGGAAGCAGCUUAUGAACUCAGUCAGUGAGUUUAGGGAGUUUCCAUUUGCCCAUGUUUGUGUUCAAAAAGAUUGUGUGAAGCAGGAGUUUUCCAAAAAUCCCCACAUGCCAUACGGUACACAAAUACGAUGGACAACGAAGAAUGGGACAAGGGCAACUGGAGGACCUGAGGUUGCCAUGGGAACUGGUCCCUGGCCCCAGCCCCCUACUGAAGCCGAGCAGCUUCAGGCGCUGAUGGCUGCAGCCAACGAAGUAAGCGAGGCCACGGCCACCCUCGGGCCCGGCACCAUGGGUCUGAGCACCCGGUACAGCCCCCAGUUCACCCUGCAGCAUGUGCCGGACUACCGCCAGAACGUCUACAUCCCCGGCAGCACGGCCACCCUCACCUCCAACCCCCAGCAGCAGCAAGCCUUGGCUCAGCAGGCCACGCAGCAGGCGUUGCCCCCGCCUCAGUCCUCGGGCCAGGCCGAACCCCCCAAGGCGGCCCAGACCCCCGCCUCCAAGAAGAAGUCCACCAAGAAGGAAAAGAAGUAAACGUGGACAGGGCGAGGGGGCGAGAGCAUGAUGUGAUGAGAAAUUGAACCCCCCCACACCCCUCUACUAGGUCUCUCACUGCUUUGCUGGAUGCUGUUGGUGGUUCCUUGAAGAAUCCAAAACGUGCUGGAGGUUUUUCUUCUUACUAAUCCCUGCUUAAAGAUCGGGUAUUGUUCAUGUAGUCUUUGUGGGUAGGUAUUUUUGGCUGGGUAUGGGGGGUUCCUGUUGUGUUCUUUUUCUUUCAAUGAAAAAAAAAAAAGUACAAAAAAAAAAACUAUUGGACACAGAUUUAGUGUAACAAACCUUGCUGGGAUGACAAGGCUACACACGACGAUGUAUUCAGAGAUGAAAUGUUAAUGUCUUUCAUGUUGGAGUUGUUGCGCAUUUUCCUCAAGGUGAGGAAAGUCAGCUGUUGUAAAGUACACACGUUGCCAUCCGGUAGACUCCUGCGUAGGGCCAGCCUCAGCAUAGAGGCUGUUUGACAGGUAUUACACUCUUCUGCAUGCUCAUUAAGGUUCAAACCACAUAGGCUAGUUUAGAGUUGCAAACUAUGCAUUGCAAAAGCAAAGAGGAGGACAUCCUGAAUCUAAUUUCCUCCCCUCCAAUCGCAAGUCAACAGAAUGCACAAGGAGCAUUUACUUGACGCAAAAAUGAGAAUUACUUUUGUAAUCAUAGUUUAAAAAAAAUGAAGAAAUCUUGUGAUAUUUUUAUGGCCUGAGCAUGCACACACGGGAAGGGGCUGGCAGAGGAUGGGGGAGGCAUUAAAAGCAGUGCGGUUUGUCUGCAGGCUCAACCCAGCUGCCCUCCCUCACACCCAGCCCAUGCUCCUCCCUCACCCACUACCCCACAAUUUGAGCCAAACUGAGAGAAAUGCGCUGUCCGUGUUCUGAAGAGGAGACCGUGCUGGGGGCUGUAAUCACUACACUCUUUAGGGAAACGUAGACGUGCUAAACUUAAGCGCUUAGGAGUUUCUAGACACUUUGUAAGCCUCUAGGGCCUUCAUAAAGCUUUCACCCUUCACUUCCUUGAGGUGCUGAAGAAAUUUCUGGAUGUUUAAUUUUUCUUUUCCCUUUUGGAAGAUUAUAAUUCAGUAAUGGAGUUCGUUAUGGAGUGUUUAGUUUGCCGUCCGUUUUCUGUCAGGCCAGAUAAAACUGCAUGAAAAUAAGAAGGCAGCUCAUAGAUGGGACUGGAGGGAAUGAAAGGGAUGCGGUGAGAGGCAAACGGAUCAAGGUGACAUCAUUGUGCCAAACAAGGAGGGGAGGUAUGUGUGAUGCAAUGUUAGCUCCACCCACUGAAUGUACAGAGGAACCACUGCUGAUCUGCCCCCCUCCUAACGUUCUGUGAAGCACUGACCCAGGUAGAGGUCACCAAGCACAAAGCUGCUCACAAGCUUUUUCCAAAUUUAUUUGUAAUCAAUGGGAAAUCUGAUCCUCUCUGCCUCUCACCUGUCUGCCCCCCCCCCCCCCCCAUCUGUGCAGCUCGACCCCCCUCUGUAAAUAAACACGAGUCUGGUCGAUGGUAUGAGCAGAGCAUUUCUAAAGCAGGGAUCUCUUCCAAGAUUUUCACAAUAGAAGGUUCUCAACGCGGUGAUGUGCUCUACUGGAAUGUGUUGCGUUUUGUUUUUCCAAAAAAGCAAAACAGUAAAAACCACACUUAAAAAAAAA